AUGAAACCUGUUGUAGCCAAGAAGUCAGCGGCAGCUCCCUGUGGCAGUAUGCAAGCCUUGCCAGUAAUGGUGAAACCCAAAAAGAGCUACUCCAAACAUCUCUACAGGAUUGUAAAGCAGGUAGGUAGUCUUACUCAACUGUACCCUAAGGUAUAAAUUCUUUAUCCACUGCAGGGCCUUGCAAUAUGACCCUGGGAUGCCAUUAAUGAGGAUUCUGGAGUAAAAUCAGUAUUGCAAAGAACUGGAGCUCUAUGCCAGAAUGGUGGAGUUAGUUAUUUCAUCAGCCAAGUCUAAUAAUCCUGUCAGUUUGUAGUUGGCUCAUAUUACAGGAGAAUAUGAAUAUAAAAACCAAGGCUGUGUAAUUCUUGGCCUCUAUUACUGCUGAUGGGCAGAGCAUGAAACGUUGUACCCUGUAGUCCUAUAGCAUUCCUACACUGAUGGCUAAUCCAUUUUAAAUAACCUGUCCCAUUAACUGACGGACUUAUCCUUGUAUUGGUAGCUUUAAUAACUGUUAAGAUAAUGCCCCAUCUGGGCAGCUGGCUCUGUUUGGGGGCACUCUCCCAAGCAUCAUACUACCUUCAAAGAUGCCAACAUGCUGCUGUUACACACAGAACCUCUCAGAACAGUGAUACAUCACACCAUCCUCUGACCUUUAAUGGCUCUGGAGUCUGACUCAAUGUAUCAUGUUGGCUUAACAUGUCUUAUUUGAUUGCUGUCCUAGGUCCUUCCAGAAGCCACCCAGUCUCAGACGGCGUUGGAUUGUCUGAAUAAAGACAUGUUAGACAGUGAGAGACUGCAUGAUAUUGCUGCAGAAGCUGCCAGACUGUCUCUUUACAACAUGAGACAUGCUAUAACCAGCCAGGAGGUCAACUGUGCCCUGAGACUCGUCUCCAGGACACCCAUGGCAGGGGACUCCAAGUAA
Messenger RNA from Pelobates cultripes (western spadefoot toad), 922 nucleotides. Lineage: Eukaryota; Metazoa; Chordata; Amphibia; Anura; Pelobatidae. The record is from the annotation of a GenBank genome assembly.